AUGGACACGGACGCGCAAGGUGCGCGCGCACGCCGAUUUAAAAAUCGGGAUAACCCUAGCUCGCGAAGCACACUGCGCAGUCGCGCAACCCUUUCCCCAACCUCCAUCUUCUUCUUCUUCUUCUCUCCCCCAACUGCCGUCGCAGCAGCAGCGCCGUCCGCCGCCGCACGACCUCCCUCCGUCACCGUCCUUGGCCAUCAAUUCCCUUCCCCUCUCACCACCACCCGUCCUCUCUCUCUCUCUCUCUCUCUCACUCCUCUCACCCAUCUCGCCGUGACCAACCCCUCCGCCGCCACCCCGUCAUCACUGCCGGCGGCUUCCCCCCUCUCUGUUCUUCCUGCACAUCCUCCUAUCCUUCUCCUCUCUCACCAUCACCCUCCCUCCUCCCCUCAGUUUCUCACCCCUCCGGCCAAACCACCGCGCCAGCCGUCUCCACCGCCACCGUUCACGGCGGUGCCAGGUUCUGUCUCUGCUGCCCCUACCUUAUCGUCGUCCCCCUUUCCAUUCUCAGUUUUUCCCGGCUCCCAGGUUCCUGCUCCAUUUCUGAUGUCGGAUAGAGGAAAAGCUAUAGCCUCUGCUUCCAAGAAAAGGAAGCGCUCCAAGACCUCUACACCCCCACCAUCUGCUAACUAUGCAAGGAAUCCGCUGAAUGAGGAAGAGAAAGAAAAUCAGUUACUCCCGUCCACUGAUCCAACCAAAUUCCCAAAUCUCUACUGCGAGCUACGCCUUUCCCUAUUCUUGAGGGGCAGAGAGAUCAUGAUCACUGAGGAUGCCUUGAGGGAUGCACUGCUCUGCAGAGUUGGCACUCCUGAGACUUGUGCCUACCAGCAGGCAGAGGAUCAUCAGGAGGAGGACGCGGAGGCACCGGCUCAGCAGGAUGCCCCUGACACUACAGAGCCGCCACAGACUCAGGAGGAGCCGGUCCCACAGCCACAGUCAGAGCCAGAGCCUAUCGUUGUACCUCCCACUGAUCCUCCGGUUUAG
This is a messenger RNA of Arachis ipaensis, 984 nucleotides long. NCBI's taxonomy places the organism in Eukaryota, Viridiplantae, Streptophyta, Magnoliopsida, Fabales, Fabaceae. The record is from RefSeq and is a predicted model, not a curated record.